AAUAGUAUUACUUGUGGUAGUAUUGGUUGUGGUAGUGUUUCAUUAUUAGUCAGCUUCCUAAUCCUAUUUGUGGUAGAUGUUGUAUGUUAGUUAGUUUCUAUUCUAUAUUCCUAGUUGUCACAACCGAGAUCACAUUUCAAUGGCUUCUUAUCUUUCCAGAUCCUCCACCACAUUCCUAAACAUCUCCUCCUCCCUUCCUUCUGCUCCGCCAAGAAGGCUCCCAAUCAAAACCCAAAUCCCACUCUUCACAAAACCCAGAAAUCCAAUCUCCACCACUACCCGUACCCCGAUCAGAUCCAUCCACGUCUCAAAGGAAGAACAAACAACCCCCGUCAAUCCUCCCCAAGAAACCCAGCCCGGGGAGGGAUUGGACGGCCGGAGAAGGCCGGAGGAAAAGUUCGCCGUCUUAAACACCGGAGUCCACCGGUGCCGGUCUUGCGGGUACACCUACAACCAGGCCAAGGGCGACCCGGCAUACCCGAUCCCGCCCGGGUUGCCCUUCGCCCAGCUGCCCGGCGACUGGAGGUGCCCCACUUGUGGGGCUUCGCAGACCUUCUUCGAGAGCAAGAGCGUGGAGGUUGCCGGGUUCGCCCAGAACCAGGAUUUCGGGUUCGGGGCUAAUACCCUCACAUCUGGGCAGAAGCUAUUGCUCAUUUACGGCGCUCUGCUCUUAGGGUUUGUGCUCUUCUUGUCCGGUUAUUUUCUGCAAUGACAUUGAUGAUCAUGUCUGUGUGUGUGUAUAUUGUUCGUUGAUUCAUUAAUUCGAAUUCGUGAUUUUGAUGUUUGUUUGUUCAUUAUAAUUGGUUGAUCUUGUGCCUAGUAUACAGUUUUGCAUUUCUGCUCAUGUUUAUUGAAUUAGAUAGGAAACUAUGGAGGUCUAGAAUUGGAGUCAUUG
Messenger RNA from Cuscuta campestris, 895 nucleotides. The record is from the annotation of a GenBank genome assembly. NCBI's taxonomy places the organism in Eukaryota, Viridiplantae, Streptophyta, Magnoliopsida, Solanales, Convolvulaceae.